Messenger RNA from Thunnus maccoyii (southern bluefin tuna), 3916 nucleotides. Its product is annotated as butyrophilin subfamily 1 member A1-like. The transcript has 6 exons. NCBI's taxonomy places the organism in Eukaryota, Metazoa, Chordata, Actinopteri, Scombriformes, Scombridae. Bases 75 to 938 code for a protein of 287 amino acids. The record is from RefSeq and is a predicted model, not a curated record.
UACAUUUCUGAACUGCGUCACAACAGUUGGAGGGUGAGUGGACUCCUUGUGUGCCUUCUAGCUUUCAGAAAUCCAUGAUGCAGCAUCCAAUACAGCCCAGUGAUAGAUUGACCUUCAGUGACUUCACAGUUUUGGUUUUACAUCAUAUGAUUGUCUUUCUUGUCCUGCAGUCAUGUGCAGGUCAAACUCAGGUGAUUGGUCCACCUCAGCCAAUAGUGGCGACAGUUGGUGACGACAUCAUUUUGCCGUGUCACCUGGAACCUGCGAUCAAUGCUUUUGACUUGAGGCUGGAGUGGGUGAGACCUGACCUGAGCCCUGGGUUUGUCCAUGUGAGGGCGAACAGUCAAGAAUCUGUGGUUAAUAAACAGCCGUCCUACAGGGGAAGAACAUCACUGCUAACUGACAAAUUAAAGGACGGAGACAUUUCACUGAGACUCUCUGAGGUGAAACCUUCUGAUGAGGGAACAUACAGAUGUCUUGCUCCCACACUGGGUCGGGCUGCUUUCAUCAAACUUAUUGUUGGUGCUGUCUCUUCACCUUUCAUAAAGGUGAUAAACAGAAACGGCACAAACGUGGUGUUACAGUGUGAGUCUAAAGGCUGGUAUCCAGAGCCUGAGGUGUCUUGGCUGGACGGUGAGGGAAACCUCCUCUCUGCUGGACCUACAGAGACAGUCAGAGGUCCUGAUGACCUCUAUACUGUCAGCAGCAGAGUGACUGUAGAGAAGAGACACAACAACAAUGUCACCUGUAGAGUCCAACAGAAGAACAUCAGCCAGACCAGAGAGACACACAUUAUUGUUUCAGCCCUGUCUUCAUAUAUGAAAUGUAUCUUGGCUUCGGGCUUGAUCAGUGUCUUUCUGUGGGCUGUAUUCAUAAUACAUGGAUCAAGACAAAGGUGUGAGUUCAAUCAAGAUUUAAAUGAGGUAACAACACAGUGACAGACGUGUUACUGGAGCAAGAAACAGCUGGUGCAGAAAAAAGCCCAGCAGAAGAUGAACUUCCUGCACCAGCUCAGGAAGUUUAACCUGCGAAUCUGUUCUCUGCACAUCCAUCACUGUCUUGUUUGGAUCAACCACCAAACCAGACAAGAACAGACUGCAACUGACAGUCAGGAUUGGAGAAAAGAUCCACAGUACCCUUCCUCCAGAACAUGUACACCUCCAGAGUCACUGCAGACCUUGGACAUAACCUGUUCCAACUUCUCCCCUCUGGUAGGUGCUACAGAACACUACAAGCCAAAACAACCAGACACAAGAACAGCUUCUUCCCUCAAAUUACACUUCUCAACAUUUAAAGCAGCCACAGAAGGUUUGAUAACAAAUAGUCUGAAAAAGCUACAAUUCUAAAUCACCUUUAUAUACAUACAUAUAAUCAAAUGUAAUUGAAAACUUGUGCAAUAACCUCACUACCUCUAACUGUAUUAACAAUCCUGAAUGUAUAAAUGUAGUUUGUUGUGCAAUUCUUACCUGCAUAUAAUAGCUAUAUAUAUUGUAUUAAGCUAUAAGUUUGCUCAUAUUUGUUUAGCUAUGUGUGUGUUUACUGUAUCAUCCUGUCAAUGUGUCCUCUACACCAGGGGGUCAAGACCCACACAAAGGGUCGCUGGAUUAAUCUAAGGGAUUGUGAGAUGAUUAAUCCGAGAGGAGAACAGAAAAAAAACGUAUUUCUGACAUACAAAAUGUCUUUUUCAAGCUUUCCACAAAUUUUUAUUUACUGUGAAUUACUUUAUUUUAUCUCCUCAAGGCUCUAAAAGUUAAGUCCUCUUUCGUUUAGCUUUUAGACAAUGUAGCGUGCGAUGAGGGGUUCCAGGUAGACUUUGCUUUAUUUUAAGGAGUCACAAGCCAAAAUGAUUGGGAACCACUGCUCUUCACUGAGUUUACCUAUACUGAGAGUAUAAGUAAAUAAGUUCUUUCAACUUAUACAACUGAAUUUAUACUGCUUAUGUAUAAAUGUAAUUUAUGAAAUAUUACAUCACCAACCACAACCUUAAAGUGACUAAAUAACUCAAAUUGUUAAUGCGUUUAUAUAUCUCACCAUGUUUCAAACAUGCAACAAUGCAACCUCUAAUUAAAUAUGAACUUAGAUCUGACGGUUUUUGAUAACUUCAGGUAAAACUCAGCAUAAUUUUAAGUUAAGGGUUCUGGAAAAACAUUAAACAUUUUCAACAAAAAUGAAAUAAAGCUCUUAUCAGCGUGACCAGUGACUGUGGUAACUUUAAUCCUUCAAGACCUCCAGUCUGUCCACUUUUGGACACUUUUUUCAUGGUGGAUUUCUUCCUUUUGUCGGUUAAGAAGUGUUUAUUGUCUGUUUUCUCUCAAUCCUUUCAUAGCUGAAUACAGCAGCUGUGAGGAGACGAGAUUGCUUAACAAUAACCGGUCGAUCCUAUCAUUGAAUUAUUAUUCAUUCAACGCAGAAUCACUCAACAACCGACAAACAAAACAGAACAACUUUCAAAUACCAUUUACCUGAAGAGAAGCCUUUUGCUAAAGCAGAGUGUUGCACUGCUGUCACUCAAUAAAAGACUUGCAGUGCGAGAAAAAUGCACCAACUAACUUUAAUUUUUACUAUUUUUUUUUUACAUAGCGGCUUCUUAUUGAUAUCUCUGAUAGAUUCAUUGUGGAAGCAAAAUCCAAUCUGACAAAUUCACAAUUCACCUGCAUCAGGAUGUUAUAAGCUUAACCAGCUGGAUGAAUGGAUGAACAACAAACAAAUGAAUAAAUGAGUCCUCAGGUUAUGGAUGUUUUGUUUGACAAAUCUCCUGGCAACCAGAGCUGUUCUCAGAGAACAUCAGUCUUACCGGUCUAAGUCCUCAAAUAUCUUGUUUUUGUUGCAGACAACAGUCGACUAUCAGAAGAUAUUCAGUUUACUACCAGUAAAUACAGAAACCAGAAAUUAUUCAUUUGUGUGAUUUUAUAUUAUUUUAGAGGCUGGAAUCAGAGAAUUUUUUCUUUGAAAAAUGACUAAAAUGAAUAGAUUAUCAAUAUAGUUGCUGGUUAAUUUUCUGUUGACUGACUAAUUGAUUAAUCGCUGCAACUCAAAUUUUCCCCUUCUAUCAGGGAUUGAAAAUAAAUAGAUUGGACAAACAUUAACACACAACACUUUUCAAUAUUAGUAUAGAUGGCUAUAUAAUUGUCCACAACUGCUCACAAAACCUGAUAUCUUAACACUUAUCAUGAAUAUAGAUACUGACAGAUAGGAGAGUGUAUAGUAAGUACUGUCUUUUUUCUUUUUUACUUGAAAAAUAUCAUUUCUGUUUUGAAAAUGGACCUCAAAAUUAACCAUGAGUUCAUUUUGUUAGGAAAAAUGCCAAAGGGGAUAGUCAGAACUGAAGAUGAGUAUCUUAUUAGAAUGUAAGGAUAACUGCACUUAAACUUAUAACAAAAAACUGACUUCAGAAACUAAGGCCUAGUGUAGAGAAACUGAAGGAUUUAAUGGAGCAAGUAAAAGAAAUGGAGCAGUUAACAUAUGGGAAAAAUGUUACAGCAGAAGAUAUGAAGUUAUUACACCUCAGCUUAACAAAAAGUAACCUACAGUAAUUUCAUUAGACAUUCAGACAGCUAAUAGAUUGUUAUUAGAUAAAAUAGAUAUUGGGAGGAGUCAACAGGGGAAGCACAUCCUUUUAUCCUUUUCAUCCUUUUUUAAUUAUUAUUUUUAUUAACAGCAUUAUUACUAUUUAUGUAUUUAAUUAUUUGUUUCUCUCUUUCCAGUUGUAUCAUGUUUAUGGAAUUAAUAUUGAUUGGUUAUUUAACUUGUACCCUUCUUUUUAUUCAUUAGCAUUCACCUUACCCUGAUGGUAUAUGUAAUUCAACUUGUAUCAUUGAGUGACCUGUUUUCGGUGGUGGGGUGGAUGAGGGGGGUCAGUUAUAGAAUAGGCGAGAGAAAGACCUGUGAAUAAUAUGAAUUUGAAUGUAUACAUGGA